UUCGGGUAAUCUAUUUGGCGGGUGAGAGGUGAGGCAGGCAGCGAAGGAACUGUUGGAUAUGAACCCUAAAUCCUCUUCAUCUUCUGAGCUUUUCCCGCCAUGUAUUACUCUCUUCGAUUUCCUUUGCCUCUUACUGUCCACCGAACCCGACGAUUGACGUUCUCUAUGCUGAAACGGCGCCGUCUCGAGUACUUCUGCUGCUAUGCUCAGUCCAGUGUCCGUGAAGACGAUGAAGAAGAAGAAGAGGAAAAGGAAGAGAGUAGUUUUCGUGAUCGAGGAUUCUCCAUUGUAGUAGAGAGAUACGGAAAUGGCGCUUCUAAGAGAUACGUGCUAAACGACGAGACUCCCUUACAAGGGCUUCUCGAGGAGCGUGAUUCUAAGCAUGAUGAUGGAUGUCGGGGUUCAAAUCUCUCAGACACGACCAUAUUUUGGGUUCCAGAUGUUGUCAAGGAUUUUGUUUUACCUGCUGGUUUUCCUGGGUCUGUCUCAGAUGAUUACUUGGAGUACAUGCUGCUGCAGUUCCCUACCAAUGUUACUGGAUGGAUUUGCAAUGCAUUGGUCACAUCGAGUCUUCUAAAGGCUGUCGGCGUUGGCUCCUUCUCAGGUACUACUGCUGCCGCUUCUGCUGCAGCAAUCAGAUGGGUGUCCAAGGAUGGAAUUGGAGCUCUAGGCCGCCUUCUCAUUGGUGGACGUUUUGGGAGUCUUUUUGAUGAUGAUCCUAAACAAUGGCGCAUGUAUGCUGAUUUUAUUGGUAGUGCUGGAAGCAUCUUUGAUCUGGCGACACAACUAUAUCCUGCCUAUUUCCUGCCAUUGGCAUCCACCGGAAAUCUUGCCAAGGCUGUGGCCAGAGGAUUGAAGGAUCCGUCCUUCAGGGUUAUCCAAAAUCAUUUUGCAAUCUCGGGGAAUCUUGGAGGUAUAGCAGCCAAGGAAGAAGUUUGGGAAGUAGCUGCUCAGCUUCUUGGCCUUGGUAUCGGCAUUCUGAUCCUUGAUACACCAGGCGUUGUAAAAUCAUUUCCCAUCUUGUCGCUAACAUGGUUGAGUGUUCGACUUGUUCAUCUCUGGCUACGGUACCAGUCACUUAUAGUCCUACGAUUUAACACAGUAAAUGUUAAGCGUGCUCGUAUACUAGUUCAAUCCCAUGUUUUAUACUCUGUUGUUCCUGGAUAUGUAGAUGGAAACAGACAAGAAAGCAUUUUGAUUUGGCAAAGAUUCAUGAAACCACGGAUUAUAUUUGGUGCCCCAUUAGAAGAAAUAUCAGGGCUGGACAAAUCUGUGUCCAAGGUCAAAGAACUCCUCAAGAUAUACAAAAAGGAGCAAUAUAUUCUUACAUUGAGGAAGUGGGAAAAAGACGCCGAGUUUUUGGUGUCUUUCAAGGUUGGGGCGACAAGCACAGCCAUCUUGAGGUGUCUUUGGCAUGCAUACUGGUUGCAUGAGAACAUGGACGAUGGUGAUGGUGAUGGUGUCUUGAACAAGCUGAAGCGAAGCUUGUAUGAGAUGGAUAGCAAGUUUGAGGAUUUCAUGCAGAAAUUGGGAAGAGCUGGAUGGAAUAUUCUUGAAUCUAACUUGAAGGUCCCCAACCACAUCCUCAUCGAUGAAGUGUGAGACGAUAGCUUCUGCUCUUCUUCAUCAUAUAUCCUUCACAGCGAAAAAAAAAAGAAAAAGAAAAAACAACCACCGAGGGUGAGUGCAGUGUAAAACUUGUAAACCGAAAGCUGCAAUCUUUCUUAUGGGGGUCGACAAAAAGCCCAUGUGCUUUUGUAAGUUAUUGAUAUUUUUCAUGUGUAUUUUUUAUAGCCAUCGUCAAGAGAAUCUGUUUUAGUAUCUCGUAGAAUAUUAUUGAAGGUUGGUGGAUUCAACUAUGAAGUUGAUAUCCAAGAUUCCUAUGUCAGAUUUGUUCAUGGAUUUCGUGUAUUGAUGGGGAAUAAGAAAGAAUCCCUAAUCUCAGUAAA
Molecule: messenger RNA, 1949 nt
Organism: Tarenaya hassleriana
Lineage: Eukaryota; Viridiplantae; Streptophyta; Magnoliopsida; Brassicales; Cleomaceae
Product: protein root UVB sensitive 5
Exons: 16
Coding region: 100-1602 (500 amino acids)
Source: RefSeq, a predicted model, not a curated record